AUGAAUCUUCAAUUGUCCAAUUUUAUAGGAUGCUUUCCUGUAUCAACGGCUAUUGGUGAUAUAGCUAGUGGCAAAUCGACGGCGCUGCACGUUAUCAGCAAAAUGAUGGGUAUGCACAUGGUCUCGCAGUCCUCGGGAGAAUUUGUUGCCUCCGAUCUUUCCAAGAGAACCAUUCCAUUGAGCUGGGACGAUCCCACGCAUCCAAGCCUCUUGCGUCAACCAUUUGUCUCUGCCUUCAAUGGGCUCGGGAGUCAGACAAAAUUACGAGGAAAUGAAAUACCACUCACUUCGUUCCUAUUGACAAUCAAUUUCAAGAUGGAUGACGACAUGAGGUAAAAUAAUAUAUGACAUGUUGCUAUAAAGAACUGAUAGACAGAAAAUUUCAUUAGAAAACUCUUACAAUUGAGCGACCCCAGUUAGCUGUAAAUAGCUAAAUACUUUGGACACUAAAACAAAGUUAUUCAUCCAUCCAUUCAUUCGUUUAUCCAUCCAUUCAUUCAUACCAAACAACGUUUCUUAGCAAACACAUGCCAGUUUGAACAAUUGGUGUCCAUAAUUGUUAUAUCAACAAUCUAAAUUUACUCAACCAUAUUCAUAGAUCCUUUGAGCGGACGACUCCAAUAUGGUUUAACAAGUUGGUACCAGCGGACUCCAAUAUGGUUUAACAAGUUGGACGGUCAACGUGUGAUGUUUGAGAUGGCCACAACAAACUGUGUUUUAGACAUAAUACGCUUUUCUGUAAGCAUAAAUGACGCGAGCCUUUCGGAGCACACAAACUUCUUCAAACGCAAGCUUGCAGGUCUUUCGCCUCGUCUUCCUGAUAUUUACUCUAUCUACAGGCUCUUUGCCUUUGAGGUACGCAACAAUGGCUGUUAUUAAUUAAAUUAAUACUGUUUGUUAAUAUAUCCGAGGUUUUCUCCUUAUAUGUCUUCUCCUAAUAAAAUUAUAGGUUAAUAAAAAUGUUAUUUUUUAAAUUUGAACAGCCGAUUCACACGUAGCCUGAAUUUCAGACGUCCAUUGUUAAUAUGUCCAAUCCACAUGUUGCUGCCUCUAAACUUUCAGGAAAUCGAUUUUUUAAGGAUUGUUUCUAACUUUUUUUUUUUAUUGUUAACUUCCACAACGUUUACGUACCCUGACACCUGUGGUAGAUUAUAUAUGCUCACCUCUGCACAGGAUAGUGAUCCAAAUCUUGUGAGAUGAGAUCAUGAGAGGGCAUAACAUUUAAUUCUAAAACGACCGAGGAACAUAACCAGAGAUCUUUUAUACAAAUAUGACGUAUUUAUGGGCUGCCGUGAGAGGGCCACGAGUUUCAUGAGCCUUCCAAAUGUAGCCUAAUUGUCUAAAAACCUUCGCUUAUAGAUUGUGAAACUUGUGGACGACAGCAGCAUCGUCAGUACAAUGGAAGUUGACAACUACCUCAACACAGAUUUUCUGCCCUUCAUACGGUCAAUGUAUGCUGAGAGUGCCAAAGCGCUCACCUCAUUUGAAGAAUUCUUCAAUUUGCUUCUUCAAGCAAUUAUAAAAUGUGGCUAUAAAAAGGACAAGGUACAUACAAUUUUAAUUUAUUUUGGUAAUGUAGAAAUAAAAACGAGAAAAUAUUGUUUCGUUACCUUUCGUACCCAGAGCCAAAGAAUAAUUAUCGGGAGAUGUUGACCAAUCACGAACGAGAAUAUGGUUUAAAUAUUAUAAUAAUUAACAAUUAUUGGAAUUAUCAAGGUAGAGGUAAGCAGCCUAGCCGAAGCUGAUAACGCUCAACGAGACCGUGAUAAUUUUGCAUAUCAUGACAAAAACCGAAUUCAAUUAUUGUUCUGGUAUUAUACAUUUGUUUGUGUUAAAUAGAUACCGCUUUCUAAUCAUCGCAGGCUCAUUUGCAGCUAACUCAGUUAUCUGCAGAUAAAUUAAUUUUCUGUAGGUUGCGUGAUUUAACUGCAAGCUCUUAGCCAAUCAAAUUGCUUUUACCAACUACAAUGUAUAAUAAUAACAUUUAUAUGCUCUUUGCCUUUAGUUGUCAAAGUGGAUUAAACCUGUGGUGCAUGGCAGGAAGGAGAAAAUAGACUACCUCAUGUUGAUCAUCCAAAACACUACCUCCACCAUAGAGAACGCAGGCUUUCAAAGAAUUAGCGAUAAGAACAUUCGCGAUUUGGCAAAGGGGAUGCAACAUGCAAAUGUAAACCACAAGGCCAGUUUUGCUGGUAUGACCGGAAAGGUGUCCUGUGUGAAGGUUGCUAGGCACAUUCUUCCAUUCUUCUUGACGAACUUGAUGAAAGUAAGUUUUGAUAAAGACCUUCAUACCCAUUUUAUUUGUUCAUUGAGUUUUUCAUGACAAAAAAUUACCUUGCUAGGUAUCACUUUUUUAGACACAUUUCAAUGGUUAACCCUAGCUCAUAACACAUGGAAACGUUCUUAUAUUGGCGUACAAUCGGACAAAUUAUUGGACACUUGAAUACAUAUGUACAAAAUAAUGUCUCAACGACGAGAAAUGUGAAAAUUGUUUUCACAAAUUAAAACAUCUCAUAGUACUGCUUACUAAAUUGAUUUUUAAUCUUUUCUUUUCACUAUAGCCUAUAUAUUAGGGUAAACGUUUAAGAACUCAAUGUCAUAUUUACUGCACAUCUUUUCUAGUAUUUGGAUUGGUUGAUAAAGAUGAUACGGAAGACGUCGAUGAUGAUGAUGAACGAGUAAGCCUUGACCAAACACAUGAAUGUUUGAGGUGUGCUGAUCUCCAAGAAGAAAUCAGAAUUACGGAUGAAAAAGUAGAGGCCAAGGCAAAAGAAACUGAAGAUGUCCAUGAGCAACAAAUUUUGGAAAUCAAAAGGAGACACGAAGAAGAGCUUGAAAGUUUUUAA
This is a messenger RNA of Paramuricea clavata, 2846 nucleotides long. The record is from the annotation of a GenBank genome assembly. NCBI's taxonomy places the organism in Eukaryota, Metazoa, Cnidaria, Anthozoa, Malacalcyonacea, Plexauridae.